Frankliniella occidentalis (western flower thrips) is the source of this 5061-nucleotide messenger RNA. RefSeq names its product TATA box-binding protein-like 1 (gene Trf2). The record is from RefSeq and is a predicted model, not a curated record. Gene Ontology annotation, biological process: DNA-templated transcription initiation. Lineage: Eukaryota; Metazoa; Arthropoda; Insecta; Thysanoptera; Thripidae. The transcript is spliced from 5 exons. Gene Ontology annotation, molecular function: general transcription initiation factor activity; DNA binding. Bases 302 to 1327 code for a protein of 341 amino acids.
AGCACAGGUCGAGCUGAAGUCGAUCAGUGUGUGGUCGAACAUGGCAGAAGUUAUAGUAGUUCGGACAGAGCUAUUGUCAGUCUUUGUCCUGUUGUCUAAGUUUAAUUGUUUGUGCAUGAAUUCUAUGUGAUAUACCAACGAAAAGAUAAGACACAGGUUAGUAGAAGGGUGGAAUUGUUUUUACGAUUCCUGUGACUGCAUUUCUCUACGGAUUGCGGCUCAGCUGCAAGCAAAUUAGAGCCUGAACUGAGAGGAAGUGGCCUAUUAGACAAUACGAGGUGGGGGGCUGGCCAAUGGCAGUAUGGCCUCGGUCAUGCAGAAGAAUGGUUUGAAGCCACUUGCUAAUGGUGGUUUAAUGCAGCAUGUUGAUAUGAACAAAGUGUGUGCUAAACAACAGCAACAACAGCAAAUGCAUUUCGGUGAAGAACAAGUUCAACAUGGAAUAGUGAAUGGACAACAAGUGCUCCUUCAACAUGGACAGUUUAUUGGCCAUGUUUUAAGUCAAGAGAACUCUCCUGUAGGAAUCAGUGAAAAUAGUGUUCCGAAUGAAAGUGAACAUGAUGGAAAGUUGGUGAUAGAUACAGAACAUAGUGCAGAAGUUCCCGAAGUUCAAUGUGUAGAUGAGGAAGAAAGUGAACCGGAAAUUGAUAUAGUGAUCAAUAAUGUAGUGUGCAGCUUUUCUGUUAAGUGUCAUUUGAAUCUCAGGCAAAUUGCACUCACAGGCUUCAAUGUAGAAUACCGACGAGAGAAUGGGAUGGUUACUAUGAAGCUGCGGAGACCAUACACUACUGCCUCUAUAUGGUCAUCUGGUAAAAUCACAUGCACAGGAUCAACCAGUGAAGAUCAAGCUAAAAUUGCCGCUAGAAGAUUUGCUCGAUGCCUUCAGAAACUAGGCUUCAAAGCAAGAUUCAGUAAUUUUCGUGUUGUCAAUGUUUUAGGAACAUGUUCCAUGCCUUUUGCUAUAAAAAUAACUGCAUUUUCUGAGCAGCAUAAAGAAGCUGACUAUGAACCAGAGCUACACCCUGGAGUCACUUACAAGCUAAAAAAGCCAAAGGCAACAUUGAAAAUUUUCUCAACUGGUAGUGUUACUGUAACAGCACCCAGUGUUGCUUCAGUUCAAGCAGCCAUAGAGUACAUCUUUCCUCUAGUCUAUGAAUUCCGCAAGGAACGAACAAAGGAAGAUAUCAUUGCUCUUAAACGAAAAUUGCGAGAGAGGCGAGCUAAGCGAGGGAUCAAAGACUUGGAAGAUGAUGAUGUUCUUCUUAAUCUAGGAGGUGAGGAAGAGGAAGAUGUAGAAGAAAUGGAGGAAGAUGAAGACUGGAACUGAGUUGUGGUUGUCAGGGAAUCAACAUGCUGAUGCCAAACAUCCUUUGUAUUUAAAUUGCCUCUCAGAAUUGUAGUAGUAAGUGCUUAAGAAAUUCUUUGUAAAGAUAUUGUGUACGUACCUCUAUUUCUUUUAGUACUGCUUUGUGAUUCAAGCAAUACACUCCAUCCAGCCCUAUGCAAGAACUGUACCUGAAGAUAUGUUGUUAAAGGCUGCUUCAAAGAGGUUUCUCAUAUGAAAAUUAUUUGCAAUAAGUCUUUACAAUUAACUUACAUUUCAUCUUUCUGAUCAUUUAUCACCCUGGUCAUUAAAAUUGAUCUGCUUGUACCUCAGUUUGAACUUGAGUUCUACAAAAGCCCAGACUGACUGAGAGGGUUUUGAUAAAUUGGUGCAGUUGCUUUGCCCAUUUAUCCAAAUAGUUCAUUCUGUAGUCUUUAUCAUUGAAGUUGGCACUAGUACCAUGUCAACUUGACUGUUUUUGUCCAUCUUAAUAUGCCGAACAAAGGUACUCCAAUAUUCUUGAGUUUUGUCCAGAUUGGGCCUAUGGAUUUGUUUUUUCCCUUGAGUCUUUUGAACACACUCAAUUAGAAUCAUUUUAUCAAUACUUUUUUCUCCCUUUAUUUUAUGUACUGCCAAAAGGGUAAUUGAUUUUGUUUUGAAAUAACCAGUGACCAUGUGAUUGAUCAACAUACAUCCUAGAUUAUUUCCAUUCAAAUGAGUUCAUAUAUUUCUGUAUCUAUAAAUCUUGGUGCUUUAAUGUUCACCUAAAACCUCUAUCAAGAAUUUUUAUUUGAAAUCCCAUGUAAAUGUGACCAAUUUGAUUUUGAGUGGCUCAAUUUUACAUGGAGUGAUGCUGAGAGAGAUGCUCUGCAAAAUUUUUCUCUCUGUUCCUGUAAUAAAUUUUAUGGUACCAUAUUUGAUAGUUAAUCUUUAUUUCUUGUUGGGCAAUGUACUAAGUUGCAACCAUUUUACAGAGAACUGGAAACUUAAAGCUCAUUUUUUGCAUUUUAGGGGGCUUAGUCUUUGUAUUGAUACAGUGAUGUUGAUGAUUCUUAGUCAUUGUUUCUGUUCUCAUAAGUUCUAUUGAUUAUUGAAUAUCUUAAUUAUAAGCUGUUGAUAAUAGUGCAGGAUGUAAAUCUAAUGCACUGAUUCUUUCAUCAUUACAAUAAUAAAUCUGAAGAUAUGUGAUAACAGACCAUACUCUGUUUUUCCUAAACUUUUAUCUUGCUGUCUAUCAGCUAAAGCAGAAAAAUGUUUGAUAUUGUUUUUUUCUGCUCCCCUUAAGUCUGGCUGAGGAGGGCUGAACAUUGUGUGGUCUAAUUUGAAAACUGUGUUGUUAAAUGAAAAUGUUGAGAGUACACAGGGCAUUAUUAUAGAUCACUUGUUACCUUUUUCAAGAUUGAAGUUAAUUUAUAUUUACUUCAAGAUUUAUGGGAAUUGUUUUAAACUUUUUCCUAAUCUGUCUUGGAUUUGAAAACUUGAUGAGUCUAGAAACUGUCAUGUGUACUCCAGAGCUGUACUUCUUUCAUUGUAUAAAUUGUAACGCUCCUUUUUUUACUUGCUGUAAUAGUCUUGAGUCAAAUUAGUUGGAGGAAUUGAAUCAAAUGAAUUUGCUCCCGUAUAUUCAUCUGCCUCAUGGGCUUACUUAGGUUGUAGCAUUAUGACAAUUCUUCAUUUAUUACAAAUCUGUCUCUAUGGCAAGACAAAUUGAUUUUCUGAAGCUUGCUUCCAGAUGUCUAAGCUUAUGAAAUUCCUUGAAAUUCUUUUCAUCAGGAGAGCUUACUCUUAAAUGUAAAUACCUCAGUUUUUUGUUCAUUUCUUGACCUUAAUCACUUCAUAUCAUUUGAGGAUAUACCUAAAUGUAAAUUAUUCUUUGGUCAGUAAGACAAACCUUGCUACUUUUUCAUGCAUUUUCAGAUAAUGCAAUUAAUAAGAAAAAGUGGAUUGUAAAGGCUGAAUUUUUUUGUAAUGUGUAAAUAAUAUUUUCCACUCAACACAGUAGACUGAUCAGCCUUGGCCCAUCUUAAUUUCAUUUGUCUUCAAUGUGACAUCAUGCUGUGUAAAUGUGCUUACAGCUAUGUAACAAGAUAUGCAUCACCUUUGGUGAUUUAUGAUAUCUUUAUUUACAAUUACAAACCCACAGCUUUCCGAAUGGUCAGGUACAUGCCAACAAGGUAGACUGCCUUUAUUUUUCUUUUUUUAUGUAACAUUAUCUCAUAAAGCCAUCCCACUGUACAAAUUUCACUCAUGUCUAUUCCUUUGCCCUCACUAUUCUGCAACUUUGCAAAUGCUCUCGUAGAAAUUAAGCCAAAGGUGCCAAUGGACCUAAUUAGGCUUCUGGCUCUCUUUCACCUCCAAUGUCACAAAUGUCCAAUGUUACUAUGGUAUGUUAUUGUUAUUUUGUUUGCUUUGUGUGUUCUAUUUUAAUACUAUGUAUAUUUUGACAGCUCUCCCAAAAUUUCUAGUUCUUGACAGCUGGUGGAAGCUCCGCUAAAUCCUCAUUCUCUUGUUGCAUUGUAUUGUGUUAUAUUCAAUUGUCGAGUCAAGGAUUACUGUUGUCCAUGAAUUUCAAUCAGUGUUAUGAGUUUGGGUGUGGUGUGGUGUUACCUUGAAGUGUCACAGCUAAAUGUGAACAUUGAGCUUGGCCUGGUUGAUUCUUAAUCAAAUCUGAAAUGAAUUGAUAACCAGCAUUAAAGUGAUUGGUUUUAAAUUAAUAGCUUUUGCGUUUAUGCAGGAAGAUAGUUUGGCUGUGUGCGAGAGAAGGCUGUGUCAGGAAUCUCGCGAGGUGAAAGCGUGACAUCGCUUGAAACAUAAUCGUCUACUUGACAUCUUAAGUCAAGAGGCUGUGUUCCUGAAUGUUACCAAAUUGUACGGAUGUUGGUUCACAUGAGGCAUCAGUGUUAAGUGGCCGUAGUGUAAGACUGCCUAAAGAAAUGUUCUUAGUUCAUGUGUGAAUGGUUGUAUGUCUGUUCAGGUGUGUGUGUGUUGGUGAGCAUGUGUGUGUGUUUGCUGUUUUUUUUCUGUUAGUGGCAUAAGUGUAGUCAUUCAGUGGGCGCCCUCAGCCACUUUCAUCAGUGAAACAAAAUUUAUAGACUAAAGCCUACAUUAUCAACAUGUUCGUAAUUUUUGGGAAAUGCCAUGAGAACUACUAAGCCACUGUUUAUUUUCAUAUCUCUUUGUUAACUAUUAUUUUCGUUAUCUGUUAUUUAUCUGAAUCUGGGUUUUGAAAGAUAAUUAAUGGCAUCACAGACUAGUAGAAAUUCCCAGGCAUAAAUGUACCACCAACCAGUGCUUCUCCUUUAACAUGUUUUCUUUUCCAACGUUUGAAUGAUAGUGAAUGAUAUGAUGGAUCCUUGUAUGUCUCAAUUUCAACUAGACCAAACAAAUUACCCAACUAAAAAUAUGUUCUUGAAAAAUGAUUAUAAUGAUAUUAUCAUCCAUCCCAUGUUAUGCAAUAGCUUUUUAAACAUGUGGAAUCUUUGGUCUUCAAAUAUUUAUUAGGUAAAAGGAGCGUCUUGAGAUGCUCAGGAAAUGACCUCUUACAGCUUUCCUGAUGAUCACAAGCCGCUUCUGUACUUUCUUUAAAAACAAAAAUAUUUAUCUAGGACAAGUUGACCAAUGUAAGUGCCAAGAGCAGGUUGUUGGUACAGGAAAUGCACUUGAUUGUAAGAUAAGCCCAUGUAUAAUUUUUAAAUUUGUACACUUCAAUGUCAAAAUAAAUUUUGUAAACAAGUUAA